Molecule: messenger RNA, 2076 nt
Organism: Lineus longissimus
Lineage: Eukaryota; Metazoa; Nemertea; Pilidiophora; Heteronemertea; Lineidae
Exons: 1
Coding region: 1-2076 (691 amino acids)
Biological process (GO): DNA integration
Molecular function (GO): nucleic acid binding
Source: RefSeq, a predicted model, not a curated record
AUGGGAGCCGUGCUAGGCUAUAGACUCACGCUGAAGAUUACUACCUUGCUGAAGUGUCCCAUAGAAAAGGCAACAUUUUGGACCGACUCACUAGAUGUGGUUCAUUGGGUACGGAAUCAGUCGAGGCGAUUUAAGCCGUUUGUGGCCAAUCGUAUUGCUGAGUUGCAAACUGAAUCUAAUCCUCACCAAUGGCGUUUUGUUCCAGGCAAAGAGAAUCCUGCAGAUGUAGCCACGAGAGGGAUGUCGGUGGAGGAUCUGACCAGUCCGAAUGUAUGGUUCCAGGGCCCGGAAUUCUUACAUAAGGAAGAGAGCCAGUGGCCGACGUGUAAGACUCUGAUCAACCCUACAGACCAAGCUGUAAUCGAGUCUUCCAAGUCGUGUGUGCAGACAAAUGCCAUGGUUGCAGUUUCAACACCAGAACUUCUCGAAAGAAUGAACUACACCAAGUACUCCACAUGGAAUCGAUUGGUACGUGUGAUGGCUUGGAUGAUUAGGUUUGUCCACAUUGUUAGAGGAGGACCUCAGCAGAGGGUGAAUCGACAGGAACCUGACAAGAAUGGGUGCAAUUCCAGCGAGUUAGAUGGGUCUGAUCGACAGUAUGAUGGUCACACUUCAAAAUGUAAGAAUUCCGGUGAUAGACAAGCUGAUACUGACGAAAUUCCGAAUGAUGCCUUAUCACGUGACGAGUACCAAGAAUCUGAGCUCGCCAUUGUGAGAAUGGUACAGCGGGCCUGCCUGUUUGAAGACUACAACGCGUUGCUGGUAGGUAAUAGUGCGAGGGUGAUGAAGAAAAGCGUAUUAAGAAGUCUUAACCCAUUCCUAGAUGCUGAUGGUGUGAUGAGAGUGGGAGGUCGUUUGCAGCAUGCCGACCUACCAUACGAUGUUAGACAUCCAAUCAUUCUUCCUAGUUCACAUCACAUUUCAGUACUGAUUGUGAGAAGAGCCCACCUGUAUGCCGGGCAUUCACGUGGAGUGAAUGCUACCCUGGCUGAUAUAAGGCUGCGAUUUUGGAUCUUGAUUGGGCGAGAAGCCGUCAAAAAGGUGGCUUAUUGCUGUUACCAGUGUAGAAAGAUGAAGGAACAACCAGCAACCCAGAUGAUGGCUCCGCUACCAGCCUCCAGAGUUAUGAUGUCUCUCAGGGCCUUCUCCUACUGCGGUGUUGAUUUUGCUGGCCCCUUUGUUACUAAGAUCACUAGAUUCAAAUCUGCUAAGAGGUACAUGUGUUUGUUUACUUGUUUGCAGACUAGAGGCGUUCACUUGGAGAUGGCCUACUCGUUGGAGACGGAUGGAUUCUUGAUGGCCUUUUCAAGAAUGGUGGCACGCAGAGGAAAACCGAUAGAAGUCGUCAGUGAUAACGGAGGGUGCUUGGUAAAAGGAGAGAGUACCCUGAGAGAAUUCGUGGAGGGCAUGGAUCGGACGAAGAUAGUCGACUCUGUGAGUAAUCAGGGCAUCCGUUGGAAGUUCAACCCUCCGUAUGGCUCCCACCAUGGUGGGGUGUUUGAGUCGCUCAUUAAGUCUGCCAAGAAAGCCUUGUAUUCGAUUUUUGGAGAAGCCCGCCUGACUGACGAAGAGUUGCUGACAGGGAUUGUCGAAGUAGAAGGUAUGCUGAACUCCAGGCCGUUGACGUAUGUUAGCUCCGACCCUAAAGAUUUAGAAGUGUUGACGCCUAAUCAUUUCCUGGUAGGACAGUGCGGUGGACAGUUGGCUCCCCAGAUCGUGGAUGAGACUGACUACAACCCACGACAUCGAUGGCGCCUAGUCCAAGACAUGUUGUACAGGUUCUGGGUUAGAUGGCAGAAGGAGUAUUUGACUCUCCAACAGCAGAGAGGAAAAUGGAGAGAAGUCCAUUCUGAUUUGGCAGUCGAUGAUGUCGUUGUCCUGCAGGAGCAAGGUUGCCCCCGUUGGAGCUGGCCGAUUGGAAAAGUCACUGAAGUAGAGAGAGGUUCUGAUGGUCAUAUAAGAACAGCGACAGUCUUGUCCAGAGGAAAAACGUAUCGACGUCCUAUCACGCGCCUUGUUCCGUUGAUUGCUGCCGAUGGUGAGACGACUACCGAAAAAGCAGACGACAAGAAGUAG